Aethalodelphis obliquidens (Pacific white-sided dolphin) is the source of this 6419-nucleotide messenger RNA. It is a transcript of the gene FAM193A, whose product is annotated as family with sequence similarity 193 member A. The record is from RefSeq and is a predicted model, not a curated record. Lineage: Eukaryota; Metazoa; Chordata; Mammalia; Artiodactyla; Delphinidae. The coding region runs from base 1326 to 5759 and encodes 1477 amino acids. The transcript has 22 exons.
CCUGCAUUGGCAGGCAUAUUCUUAACCACUGCGCCUCCAGGGAAGUCCCAGAAUAACUGUAAACUGGAAAGAGAACUCUAUACUCUCGAGCUCAGGGAUAGUACCUAAAGAAGGACACAUUGGGAAGAGGACUGCUUCCCAGGGUUGGAGGUCAUACCUUGUUGGAGCAGGUGUGGUUGCAUCUGGAUGGCCUGGGCCACAGCUAGUUUGCAGUUACUGGGCACACAGAAGCAAUCUGGGGCUCAGGUGAGCUGAGACUGGUGGGUGGGCCUACAGAGGCAGCUAGGAUACCCUUUCAGUGAGUCCUGGGGUGUGUGUUUUCUGUGUUGGAUGGGCCACAGGAAAUGCACCUCUAGGGCUCACGUGAGCCAAGGUUGGUGGGCAGGCACACGGAAAGGGUCAGGGUAGCACUGCUGGAGCUGCUUGCUGGUGCAGUAGCCCCCUUCUACAGGAACUCCUACACUUCUGUGUAUCGCUUGGGCCAGGGCAGCUCUAGGGCUCUGUGUGGGACAAAGGUUGGGUAGCAGGCUCACUAGACAGCCAGCCCUGAAGGACCCCUGGUGUGUGGAGGCAUGGCACCGAGGAGAGGGUGCAGCAAGCAGUAACUGAGGCUGGGGCACAGGUCCCAGCUCUCUGGGGCUCCCAGCUACGUUGCUGCUUCCCAAGUCCAGAGCUGGAGAAAGCACAUAAUGCCAUAUACCCGAGAAGCUAUGCCCUGCAGAUAGAUACCUAACAUUGGAAAAUCCAGGUCAUCCUUGGUGGAAGUUCAUGUCGUUGAGCAGAUUCAUCACUCCAGUCCCUGCUGCCAUGUCUCUUUGUUCGUGAGCUCACUGAGAGUUGGUGAGAGAGGCUGAGAGAGACACACAGGGCAGGUCAUCUUGUCCACCUGCUUCUGCAGUGGCUGUCAUUGUGGGCACUCGUGUAGGACACAGCUAUCCUUGCACUCCCUGCCCAUUCUCAGAGCCUUCUCUAGAUCUCUUUGUCACUGAUUAUCCCUCCUUGUUCUUUCCAGAUUCCUGACCCUCCAGCCAAACAUUAACUGCUGUCAGUGAGUCGGUGUGGAUUUGCCUCUCUGGCCAUUUCUCCUUCCUGACCAGGGGUACAACCACGCAUACUAAUUGAAUGUCUGCUCACUGGCUGGAUCUCACCUCCUCAUCGGAGCCUUCAGGACCAUCUCUGAGUGCAGCAUCUUGCUGCAGCCAUCCACUGCUGACUAGUGCCAGGACAUCAUUUACCACUCUCUGUACACGGACUUAAAUUUUUCUUCCUUCGUUACUGAUCAUAAGGAACUCACCAGGAGGCCAUAGACUCCUUUUAAUUUUGGCAUGAAUCAUAGAACACCACCCUACCCCGCUGGGGAUUACUGUCUUCUGUGCAGAAGCGAGCGGAAAGACUCUUCGUUCUUAGAGAGUGGAGUAAAGACUGCAAGCAAGCUGGCCCUGUCCAUGGCGCCCAAGGGCAACAGCGUGCUGCACCUGCCUCUGUGGGUGUGCCCGGACUGCCGGCGCACCGUGGAGAACGAGGAGCGGCGCGGCAGCCUCGACCCGCCGGCGCAGGGUCAAGACUUCCUUCUUCACUCCCCGCUCGGCAGCUCGCAGCCCGAGGCCGGUGGCGGGAGGCUCACCCUGGGCGCUCAGCCGUUACCCACAGCCGCCCCCUCGGACACCGCGUGCGCCUGCGAGGCCUGCAGCGAGCGCAGGGAGAUUUCGGCUGAGGCGGAGCGGGAACCUCAGCAGCUGCAGAACUACUGGUCGGAAGUGCGCUACACAGUCCGCUGCAUCUACCGGCAGGCGGGCACCCCGCUGGCGGACGACCAGGACCAGUCUCUGGUGCCCGACAAGGAGGGGGUGAAGGAGCUCGUGGACAGGCUCUGCGAGCGGGACCCCUACCAGCUGUACCAGCGGCUGGAGCAGCAGGCCAGAGAGUACGUGCUAGAGAUGAAGGUCCGGCUCCUGCGGCAGCUGUCGGCCGCGUCCAGGGUGAAGUCGCCGUCCGCCCUGCAGGGCCCCCCGCAAGCGCACCAGUUCAUCUCCCUGCUCCUCGAGGAGUACGGUGCCCUGUGCCAGGCGGCGCGCACCAUCAGCACCUUCCUCGGCACCCUGGAAAAUGAACACUUGAAAAAGUUCCAGGUUACGUGGGAGCUGCACAAUAAGCACCUCUUUGAAGAUCUGGUCUUUUCGGAGCCACUUCUCCAGAGCAGCCUGCCGGCACUGGUGUCGCAGAUCAGAGCAAGAAUAACCUUAAAAGCAGCUGGGGAAGGAGGACUGGGGCCAAGGUGGUCAGGACAAAGAGUUACUGGUGUGGCCCGCACCCUGCUUCCAGCAGCUCCCGCACCACUGCCUGCGUCCCGCCCAUUCCGACAGCGCCGUUACGUUCCAUGGCUGGGGACCACGACGCACGACACCUGCAACGAGGACACGUACAGCACCCUGCUGCAGCGGUACCAGCGCUCCGAGGAGGAGCUGCGCGGGGUGGCCGAGGAGUGGCUGGAGUGCCAGAAGAGGAUCGACGCCUACGUGGACGAGCAGAUGACAAUGAAAACCAAACAGCGCAUGCUAACAGAAGACUGGGAGCUUUUUAAACAAAGGCGAUUCAUGGAAGAGCAGUUGACGAACAAGAAGGCCGUCGCUGGCGAGAACAGCUUCACGGACACCAUGAGGCACGUGCUGUCGUCGCGACUGAGCAUGCCCGACUGCCCCAACUGCAACUACAGGAGGAGAUGUGCUUGCGAUGACUGCAGCCUCUCACACAUCCUCACUUGUGGUAUCAUGGACCCCCCCGUCACUGGCGACAUCCACAUUCACCAGCUACCACUCCAGGUGGACUCUGCUCCCGACUAUCUCUCUGAGAUGCGCCCACCUAGCGUGUCAUCAGCAAGCUCAGGGUCAGGUUCCAGCUCUCCCAUUACAGUUCAGCAACAUCCCAGACUCAUCCUCACAGACAAUGGCUCUGCACCAACUUUUUGUAGUGACGAUGAAGAUGUUGCGCCGUUGUCAGCUAAGUUUGCUGAUAUUUAUCCGCUGAGUAACUAUGAUGAUGCCGAGGUGGUGGCCAGCAUGAAUGGAAUCCACGGUGAACUGAACGGUGGCGGGGAAAACAUGGCCCUGAAGGACGAGGUAUGGGCAUGCGUCUUCAUAGUGACAUCCCCUCAGGUAAGCAGUACCAGCAGUAGUUCUUCAGAGGCUGAUGACGAGGAGGCAGACGGCGAAAGUAGUGGGGAGCCCCCGGGAGCCCCGAAGGAAGACACAGCUCUAGGAGACGGGAGCCCUGGGAAGGAGGAAAGUAAAGUGGACAGUCCACCCCCGUCUUACUCAACUCAGCAGGCAGAGCAAGCUCCAAACACUUGUGAAUGUCACGUCUGUAAACAAGAGGCGUCUGGAUUGACGCCGUCGGCAGUGACCGCUGGAGCCCUUCCUCCUGGCCACCAGUUCCUGAGCCCCGAGAAGCCCACACACCCCGCUCUGCAUCUUUACCCCCACAUCCAUGGACAUGUGCCCUUGCACGCCGUCCCACACCUGCCUCGCCCUCUCAUCCACCCCACCUUGUACACAGCGCCCCCCUUCACACACAGUAAGGCUUUACCGCCAGCACCUGUUCAGAAUCACACAAAUAAACAUCAGGUAUUCAAUGCAUCUCUUCAAGACCAUAUUUAUCCGAGCUGUUUUGGGAAUACUCCAGAGUGGAAUAGUUCUAAAUUUAUAAGUCUUUGGGGAUCAGAAGUGAUGAAUGAUAAGAACUGGAAUCCUGGCACUUUCUUGCCAGAUACAAUUUCUGGGAAUGACAUAUUAGGGCCAACACUCUCAGAAACAAGACCUGAAGCUCUUCCACCUCCAUCUAGCAAUGAAACGCCUGCAGUUCCGGAUAGCAAAGAGAAAAAAAACGCCGCGAAAAAGAAAUGUUUGUACAAUUUCCAAGAUGCUUUUAUGGAAGCAAACAAAGUUGUGAUGGCCACGUCGUCAGCCACCUCCUCCGUGUCCUGCACGGCCACCACGGUGCAGUCGAGCAACAGCCAGUUCAGAGUGUCGUCCAAGAGACCGCCCUCCCUCGGUGACGUCUUUCACGGCAUCAACAAGGAGGAUCACAGGCACGGGGUGCCGGCGGCCCCGAGGAACAGCCCCACAGGUCUGGUGCCGCUUCCUGCCCUCCCUCCCACCGCCCUCUCUCCAGCUUCCGCGCCUCACCUUGCCAGUCUCGCAGCCCCGUCCUUCCCCAAAACGGCCGCCACCUCUCCCGGGUUUGCGGAUUCACGCAAGAGCUUCUGUCCUGCUCCCGUGGCCCCCACCACAGACGGCUCCGUCAGCGCGCCUCCCAGCGUCUGCAGCGACCCCGACUGUGAAGGGCAUCGCUGCGAGAACGGCGUCUAUGACCCGCAGCAGGACGACGGAGACGAGACUGCGGAUGAGGACAGCUGCUCCGAGCACAGCUCCAGCACCUCCACCUCCACCAACCAGAAGGAGGGCAAGUACUGUGACUGCUGCUACUGUGAGUUCUUCGGGCAUGGCGGGCCUCCCGCUGCGCCAACAAGUAGAAAUUAUGCAGAAAUGAGGGAAAAGCUUCGUUUACGGCUGACCAAGAGGAAGGAAGAGCAGCCUAAGAAAACGGAUCAGCUCUCAGAAAGGGAGAGUGUGGUUGACCAUCGCAGGGUGGAGGACCUGCUCCAGUUCAUAAACAGCUCGGAGACCAAGCCCGUGAGCAGCACGCGGGCCGCCAAGCGUGCACGGCAUAAGCAGAGAAAGCUGGAGGAGAAAGCACGCCUGGAAGCGGAGGCCCGGGCCCGGGAGCACCUGCACCUGCGAGCGGAGGAGCGGCGGCGGGAGGAGGAGCAGCAGCGGCUGCAGGAGGAGCUCCAGAGGCUGCAGGAGCUUCAGAAGCUGAGGGCCGUGAAGAAGAAGAAGAAGGAGAGGCCAAGGAAGGCCUGUCCCGAGCUGGACAUGCUCGCUCGGAGUCUGCAGGCGGCCGCGGAGGCUGUGCCCGGCUCUGAGAGCAUGCACAACGGCUCGCUGGAGCCGAGUGAAGACCCGGAAACCUCCUCUCGCUCCCCCUCCAGACACGUGGACCAUAGAGACACGGGGCCGGGGCCGGGGGCCGACGCGGACACCCCCGACCCCGUGGCCGCCAGAGACUCCAAGCUCCUUCUGCCGAAGGGGGUCAACGGGAAGCAGCAGCAGCCGCUGUCCUUUCUCCUGGACAUGAUGCAUCAGCACAAGGAGGGAAACAGCAAACAGAAGCUGAAGCACAGCAGUAAAGCGGGCGGCGAGCCGGCGAGGAAGCCCUUGGAGCCCCCCAGAGCCUCAGAGGCCCAGCCCCGGCCCCGGCCCCAGGCUGAGUCAAAGGCCAGAGUGCUUGACCUCACGCCCCUGGCGGAGCACAGAAGGGAGGAGAGGAAAGUCAACAGCAACAACAACAACAGAAAGCAGCUGAACCACGUCCGGGAGGAGAAGCCGAGCCCGGGCCCCGCAGAGCCCGCCGCGCCCAGCGAGCACCCGCAGAGUGGCAAGCCGGUGCCAGCAGACUCUCCGCAGCCCAAGGGCAAGAGCAAGAAAAGCAAGAAGAAGAAGGGAGACAGAGGCAGCGGCUCAAUCGAUGAUGUCUUUCUGCCUAAAGAUAUCGACCUAGACAGUGUGGACAUGGACGAGACAGAGAGGGAAGUGGAAUAUUUCAAAAGGUUCUGUUUGGAUUCCGCUAGGCAGACCCGACAGAGACUGUCCAUCAACUGGUCCAAUUUCAGCUUGAAAAAAGCCACCUUUGCUGCCCACUGAACGAGGACCGCCUGGAGAGGGACACGCGGGCGGUGGGCCGGGCGCGGAGCUGCCGUGCCUGCCCCGGGCCGUGCGGGUGGGCCGCCGCACCCGAGCCCCCUCCCGACCGAGACCUUGCUGCUCGACCGGCAUUGUUAGCUCCUGUGCGUGUAGUCUGUGAGUGAGCCGCCUUGACCGUAGCUCUGCCGUCGGAUCGGAACAGUAGCUCUGCCACCUUCUCCACCGCCGCGGCCUCGGAGGCCUGGGCCGCGGCCGGACGGGUUCGCAUCCCCACGUGGCCCGUUGCCUCUGUGUCUCGCCCUGUCCCGCCACCUGUCCUGCCGGGGUGUCGCUGCGCUCAGCUCUCUGUGCCCUGCGUCCCACCCGAGGCAGCCGGGCAGGGCAGGGCUCUCCGUUCUCCUCCACAAUCUACUGUUUAAGAGUGUACACGUCGCGCUGUCCGUGUCUGAUCCCCUUGACUUGUAGCCAGCUUGUGUAAGAUCCCUUGCAGAAUGAGAAAGUUCAAACACAAAGCACCCACCCAGUACUCACACCAUCAAGUCUGUUAGAGUGUUCGGCUGUAUUAACACGGAGGCCUGCCUGGCUACUUUUUUAACAUAUUGUUAAGUAAUAUUAAAAUCAUGUCUUUCUUUUUGAAAGAUGGAAUACAUUAGUACAGCA